This is a messenger RNA of Geosmithia morbida, 1812 nucleotides long. RefSeq names its product PAB-dependent poly(A)-specific ribonuclease subunit 3. Gene Ontology annotation, cellular component: P-body; PAN complex. Gene Ontology annotation, biological process: nuclear-transcribed mRNA poly(A) tail shortening; mRNA processing. Bases 1 to 1812 code for a protein of 603 amino acids. Lineage: Eukaryota; Fungi; Ascomycota; Sordariomycetes; Hypocreales; Bionectriaceae. The record is from RefSeq and is a predicted model, not a curated record. Gene Ontology annotation, molecular function: poly(A) binding. The transcript is spliced from 3 exons.
AUGGCUGACUCUCCUCCCCUCUCGCCCAGGUCUAGAAAGACAUUGAAUGUCGAAUCACCAUCUUUUACCCCAGCGACACAAGUUUCCUCAACCAAGAAAGCCACGAUUCCUACCCAAGCGGCCAAUGCCCCCUCUUUUACCCCUCGCGGCCUAGGAGCCGCAACUCCUACCGGGGUAUCUACCGGCUCUGCUCAAGAGCCCGAUCCAUCGAUUUUCAACCCUGCCGCCAUCCGCGAAUUCACCCCUAGUUUUGAUCUACACUCUGCCGUUGCUUCCCCCAACGGUGCUGCCCAAGAUGGGACUGUGUACUCCGACGCCUUCGUCAUGGCCAAUGUUGGAAGCGCUCUGCCUACCCCUCAGUACAACCCUUAUGCGGAGGACCACAGCGGAAUGGCCGGCGCCGCCCACUCCACCAGCUUCUUUCAGCCUCAGAGCGCCUUUACCGGCCCCCUCCAGCCCCUCCAGCACCAUCUAUACGCCCCUUCAACCGGCCGCAGGGACGAUCUCCACCCGUACCAGCGGACCACGUCCGACUUCUUCAUGCCCGAGGAGCUGCGCCAGGAGCUGGUGAAGAAGCUGGAGGCGACCAACCAGACCAUGCCCAACUCGCAGCUACCGCAGCUGGACAACUUUCACUCACUCGUGCCCCUCGAUACGACACAUAGGAAGAACCCGAGCGUUUUCGGCUACACCAGCUGGAUUUACAAAGCUUUCUCUGUCAAGAACGGGCGCGCCUACUCCCUCCGAAGACUCGAAGGCUACCGUCUGUCCAACGAAAACUCCAUCAGGUCUGUCAAGGAAUGGAGACGUGUCGUCAACACCAAUGUCGUCAUGAUACAUGACGCCUUUACCACAAGGGCUUUUGGCGACAGCUCCCUCAUCUUUGUCCAGGACUUUCACCCCCUGGCCAAGACCCUGGCUGAGGUCCACCUAGCGCCUAGCCCCGUCCAGGGCAACCGCUUUCAACAAAAGGCGCCCAUUGUCGAGUCGCUGCUAUGGUCCUACAUAAGCCAGAUCGCCUCGACCCUCAAGGAGAUCCACGGUAACAACCUUGCCGCGCGCUGCCUGGACGUGUCCAAGAUUCUGGUCACGGACAAGGGCCACCUCCGACUCAGCGCCUGCUCCAUCCUCGACGUGGUGCAGUAUGAGGCGCGACGUCCCGUCCAGGAACUGCAGCAGGAGGACCUCAUCAACUUUGGCCGCCUGAUGCUCGGCCUCGCCACCAACACCCACCCCGCGCACCUGAACAACCUCCAGACAGCGCUUGACCAGUUGAACAGGACAUACUCUGCCGAGCUACGAGACAGCAUAAUCUGGCUGCUCACCCCGCAGCAACCCCCUCAGCAAAAAGGCAUAGAGGAGUUUUUGCGCGGCAUAGCCAUACGCCUCGCUUCGUGUUACGAGGAAGAACAACAAAAGUCGGACGAAACUAACUCCGUCCUCCUCCAGGCCGUCGAGAACGGGCGGACGGCGCGCCUGCUGCUCAAGCUGGCCGCCAUCAACGAACGGCCAGACUUUAACGGCGAUCAGUCGUGGUCGGAGAAUGGAGGGCGCUACCUCCUGAAGCUGUUCCGCGAUUACGCCUUCCACCAGGUCGACAGGGAUGGCAACCCCGUUCUCGACAUUGGCCACAUGAUUCGCUGCAUGAACAAGCUCGACGCCGGCACAGAGGAGCAGGUCCUCCUCACCAGCCGAGACGAGCAGACAACCUUUCUAGUCACUUACAAGGAGCUCCGAAAGCAGCUCAACGCUGCGUUUGGGGAACUUCAAAAAGCGGCCAGCAAGCAGCCCGGCCCCGGAAGACCACUCUAG